GGAGGAGGAAUUGAAAGGUCUUGUUCAGCUCUCCUGUAACAGUCCUUACAGAGCCAUGGCAAAGACAGCGGUGACACUUCUGGUUCUGUGUCUGUUUCAUGUCUGCUCUCCGGUCCCUGUCAGCCGGCCCACCAACUGGCUCCGUCAGUGUCGGGCAUCCACCAACCUUUCCAUCACAGCACUGGAGGUGCUGCCAGGUGGAGGCUGGGACAACCUGCGGAACAUGGACAUGGGUCGGGUCAUGAACUUCAGCUACUUCCAGUGCCAGACAACCGAGGAUGGGGUCUACCUUAUCCCAGAUGAGGUGUUCGUCAUUCCACAUAAGGAGACGGGUGUGGAGACCAACUCGGAGAUAAUCAGCUCCUGGUUGGAGGAGAAAAGCACAACAUCUCACACCAUCAAUUCAGAUAUAUCUUUCACCUCAGUGCUGAACGGCAAAUAUUCCAGUGAGAACCAGAGGAUGAAAACUCACCAGGUGAAAGACUCUUCAACCACAGCAAGAGUGCAGGUUCGGAACUUCAUUUACACAGUUAAAGCUAAUCCAGAUUUUGCCCUGGACUCUCGUUUUGCUGAGCAAGUGAAAGAAAUUGCCGAUGCUAUUGAAAACAACCAGACUAGAAAUGCAGCCUAUCUCUCGGAGAAGAUGGUACUGGACUAUGGAACCCAUGCUAUCACAAGUGUUGAUGCUGGGGCCACUUUGGUGCAAGAAGACUACCUUACUUCCUCAUAUGUGUCAGACAGUGUGUCACAAAGUUCCUCCAUCAAAGCUUUGGCUGGAUUAAACUUUUUUAACAAACUCAAGUUUGACAUAAGCAGUCAAAGUUCCCAGCAGAGUUCUGAGUCCAAGACAUAUCAGUCCAACAUUCAGUACUCUCUUAUUCAAAGCCAUGGAAGCAUUCCUUUCUAUCCUGGCAUCACUUUGCAGAAGUGGCAAGAAAAUACCCAGAACAACCUGGUUGCCAUUGACAGAUCAGGAUUUCCCCUGCACUACUUUAUCAACACCAACACUUUGCCUGAUUUGCCGCAGCCUACAGUCAUCAAAGUGGCUCUGUCAGUGAGUCAGGCCAUCGAACGCUACUACAAAAUCAACACCCGGCCCGGAUGCGUUGACGUUAACUCAAAAAACUUCAACUUCCAGGCCAAUGUUAAUGAUUUAUCCUGUGAGGGCCCAGUGACAAAUCUCAGUUUUGGUGGUGUCUACCAGAAGUGCACUCAACUCUCCUCUGAUGCUGGUCCACUUUGUGAAGCCCUGGCUCAGAAAAAUCUAGACACAGGCGACUAUUUCUGCCGUCCCCCUUAUGUCUCCACUUUACUGAGAUCAGAAGUGAGACAGCAGGGUUACACUUCCUACAAAUGCCAUGAUGAAGUCCAUCAUUGUGGAAUUUUUGGUCUUAAGCAUUGCCAUCGUCAAGUGUGUCAGGACUACUACUACGUCCGCAUUGCUCGUAUCGACACCUACUGGUGCUCUGUGAAUCAAGAUGCUCCACAAAACUCAGGCUAUCUGUUUGGAGGCAUAUACAGCCCCUCCCUCUUGAACCCCAUCACAAACACCAAAAGCUGCCCUCCCAAUUUCGUACCCAUAAAGUUUCUCUCAGAUGGCGAAGUGAUCUGUUUGAGUAAGGAUUAUGAAGCUGGUUCCAGAUUCUCAGUGCCUUUUGCUGGCAUCUUCAGCUGUGAGUCAAACAACCCACUAGCAGGGGGUCAACGUCGCUGCCCUGCAAAAUUCAGUCAGCACCUCGCUGCAGUCAGCGACGGAUGUGAGAUUCUCUACUGUGUCCAGUCAGGAAUUUUCACAGGUGGGCAACUGCUGCCAGUUCACCUUCCUCCUUUCACCCAGGCUCCGUUAAUGGUGAACAUGAAAGUUACCAAUACGGUUAUGGUGCUGAUGGAGGGGGAGAAGAGCUGGGUGAGGGUGGGAGAGACCAGGAUGUGGAAACUGGUCAAACCAGAAGAACUAAUGACAAUUGAGCAGAGUCUCAGAGCAGAAUCGAGUCAGUUGCCUGGUGGCGCACAGGCAGGCAUAGCCAUUGGGGUAAUUGUUGCAGUGGCAGUGUUGAUUAUAGCGGCAGUUCUCUUGAGAAAGAGAAGGAGGAACCUGCUUGGGUCUAGAGGCUAUGAGGAAAUAAGAGGAGAGUUUGAAAGGGAGGAACAGAUUGAGGCAUGAGAAACAGACAGAGGCACAGGUUUACACAGUGCAAGCUUUAAUUUCCUUUUUCAUGUCAUAUUAUAAAACAUUUAAAUGUGAAUAAAUGUAACUGUUGCUCGAGUUUCCAAUCAUUUUUAAUCUAUUAAAAAUGCCCAAUUCACACUGUCACAACUGCAGUUUUCAUAGUAUCAUUUUUCUGUCAAUAUCUUUUGUGUAUAUGAGUGUAAAACUACUGUUGAGUAAAAAAUUUCUGCAUUUUCAUUUUGCAAACUAUUCACUGCUGCCUUAUUGAAUAGACCUAAAAUACAAAUAAAAAUUGGCCUCCAGCAGCUAUUCAAAAUGCAUCCAAGAUGGCUGCAGAAAUAUGGGUCAGUUGGCAGCCAUCUUGGAUGCAUUUUCAAAUUCCAUUAAUGAAAUGCUACAUUCUAUUUUGCAUUUGAGGCCAGUUUUUAUGUUGAGGAAAUUUUCACUUUAGUUUAGACAGAAGUUGCCAAAGAGCUGGUCCUACAUGACCAGAUUUUUUUUUUUAAUGAAACAACUAUGAUAGAAACAAAUGUGUGAAAAUGUUGUUUAUCAACAUUUAAUUUGUUCCUAAAAAGAAGACAAGUCUUCCUCAAACUAGUGAGCUUUGGGUUUUUUUGCUCAUUGCUGUUAUUAUUUGUUUUUGUUUGUUUGUAUGAAUGCACUGAUAUUCCUGAUGUGGUCACCUCCAGUCAGCCAUGUUGUUUGUUUUAAAUGAUUUUUCAUCUGUUGUUAAUUUGUGUCCACUGUAGUGGCUGGUUUGGUUAUUUGAACCGUGUAUACAUGUAGAAAUUGCUUUAGUACCUUUUCCAUAAAACACAUCCAAAAAAGGGUUAAAAACACAAAAGUAGUUUGUAGAUUUUAAAUCAGUACUGCCCUCAUGUGUUCAAGAUGAAAAGUAGAGAUGAAUGAUUGCACAAUCUUUGAGUUUACAAAAUGUUUUUUUUUUUACAAAUAAUGACAUUGUCUUAUUGUACCUUUUGUGCCAUGUUGUCAAAAAUAAUAUGUAUGUCUUUGUUCUGUCAUGUACUUAACUGCUAAUAAAAGCAAUGCAAAACUACUGAAUG
This is a messenger RNA of Thalassophryne amazonica, 3234 nucleotides long. It is a transcript of the gene mpeg1.1, whose product is annotated as macrophage expressed 1, tandem duplicate 1. The transcript has 2 exons. The record is from RefSeq and is a predicted model, not a curated record. Gene Ontology annotation, biological process: defense response to bacterium. Lineage: Eukaryota; Metazoa; Chordata; Actinopteri; Batrachoidiformes; Batrachoididae. Bases 56 to 2164 code for a protein of 702 amino acids.